UAAAAAUUACAGGCAACAACUCAGAGCUGAGACUAUCUCCGACCGACCGGCAACUGCCGCUCUUCUGCCACUCAUACUUGCCGCCGUUGAAGGUAAGCUUCCCUCAGAAUACCAUGGAUUCGCAAAGCCAGAAUACUUCAUUGCAGCGGCUGCAAAAUGUUGAGAAGAGGAUAGUCAGAGUUCUGGAGCUAGCAGGAGGUGUAAUGGAUGAAAUGGCAAAUCCGAGCGGCCCCAGGAAGGAGCUUAUUAACAACCAUUGCAGUGAGUUCAUGCAACUAAUCAAGGACAUCCAAGUCACACUGCGAGAAGAAAUCAAAAGUGCAUGUGAAUAUCGUCCUUUUGAGAAGUGUGACUAUGUACCAAGAAUAUCAAACGAGAUCUGUUGCAAGAAACUCGAGUAUGUCAUUUCUCAGUUCGACAAUAUGAAACAAACAAUUGAGGGAUAUCAUGCUGCAGCAUUAGACCAUAUGGCCCUUGAUUAGUAGGUAAUAUACUCAGUGUUGCUUCUUGUUCAUGUGGAAACAUAAAUAUCUACGACAGCAACUACUACACCUCAACUCCAUGCAAGUUGUAGCCGGCUAAUCUGCCAAAGUUUAUUUAUUUAAAGCGUUUAAAUCAAUACCUCAGGAUGACCACUUUUGUGUGAAUAAGUUUGCCGCUGGAUCUCUAC
Molecule: messenger RNA, 670 nt
Organism: Solanum verrucosum
Lineage: Eukaryota; Viridiplantae; Streptophyta; Magnoliopsida; Solanales; Solanaceae
Product: mediator of RNA polymerase II transcription subunit 11
Exons: 4
Coding region: 114-482 (122 amino acids)
Biological process (GO): regulation of transcription by RNA polymerase II
Cellular component (GO): mediator complex
Molecular function (GO): transcription coregulator activity
Source: RefSeq, a predicted model, not a curated record